Molecule: messenger RNA, 824 nt
Organism: Raphanus sativus (radish)
Lineage: Eukaryota; Viridiplantae; Streptophyta; Magnoliopsida; Brassicales; Brassicaceae
Exons: 4
Coding region: 1-561 (186 amino acids)
Source: RefSeq, a predicted model, not a curated record
AUGACUCAGACCAACGCCGGAGCUUCAACCGGAGCCGCCGCGACGACGACGGAGCUUCCUCCUCCUCCUCAGCCGCAGAGAAACGAGAUGGUGUUGCACACGGGAAGCUUGAGCUUCAGCAGCCACAUGUCGAGAGAAGACGAGGAGAUGACUCGUUCUGCUCUCUCUGCUUUUAGGGCUAAAGAGGAUGAGAUUGAGAAGAGGAGGAUGGAGGUUCGUGAACGGAUCCAGGCUCAGUUGGGUCGGGUCGAGGAAGAAACCCGACGACUCUCCACCCUUCGCGAGGAGCUUGAGUCUAUGCCAGAUCCUAUGAGGAAGGAAGUAUCUGUGGUACGUAAGAAGAUUGAUAGUGUUAACAAAGAACUCAAACCUUUAGGUUCCACUGUUCAAAAGAAGGAAAGGGAAUACAAAGAAGCGCUUGAUACAUUCAACGAGAAGAACAGGGAGAAAGUGCAGCUGAUCACCAAACUCAUGGAGAUGGAACAGUUGGUAGGAGAAAGCGAGAAGUUGAGGAUGAAGAAGUUGGAGGAGCUGAGCAAGAGCAUUGAAGAAACCGUGUGAAUGUGGUUUAUGAUACUAAUUGGGUUUAGGAUCGGCUUGGUUCUUUGUGUGGUGUACCUACCUAGCUUUUACAUUUUUUUCUCUUCAUUUUGUAACAUGUGUGAUUGUGGGUGAUUUUUAUCUUGUUAGUUUUGAAAAAUCUUUGGGGGCUGGUUUGUAAAAUUUGUGGGUUGUCUUAUUUUUUGAUUAACCAAGUUAGGGAGUGUGAAAUGGGAGAUUCUUUAGGUUACUGAAACUCAUCACAGUGAAUUUGUUUUUCAUUA